Messenger RNA from Drosophila innubila, 405 nucleotides. It is a transcript of the gene Polr3K, whose product is annotated as DNA-directed RNA polymerase III subunit RPC10. The transcript is spliced from 2 exons. The coding region runs from base 54 to 380 and encodes 108 amino acids. Gene Ontology annotation, cellular component: RNA polymerase III complex. The record is from RefSeq and is a predicted model, not a curated record. NCBI's taxonomy places the organism in Eukaryota, Metazoa, Arthropoda, Insecta, Diptera, Drosophilidae. Gene Ontology annotation, biological process: DNA-templated transcription; termination of RNA polymerase III transcription. Gene Ontology annotation, molecular function: DNA-directed RNA polymerase activity; zinc ion binding; nucleic acid binding.
AAGUGGGAGAGCGCCAUUCUGUUAAGUGACGACAAACGUGCUCGCAUUUCGCGAUGUUGUUUUUCUGUCCGUCUUGCGGCAAUAUAUUAAUUAUAGAAGAGGACACCUCCAGCCACAGAUUCACGUGCAACACCUGCCCGUAUAUAUCCAAAAUCAAUCGCAAGAUAUCAACCAAAACCUACCCACGUCUUAAGGAAGUUGAUCACGUUUUGGGCGGCAUUGCAGCCUGGGAGAACGUGGACUCCACGGACGCCGAGUGUCCGGCGUGCUCACACAAGCGCGCGUACUUUAUGCAAAUUCAAACGCGCUCAGCGGAUGAACCGAUGACCACAUUCUACAAGUGCUGCAAUCAUCAGUGUGGUCACAACUGGCGGGAUUAGGAUUAGAGAGAGAGAGACAGAUAGA